This is a messenger RNA of Talaromyces atroroseus, 669 nucleotides long. RefSeq lists its product as hypothetical. The transcript is spliced from 2 exons. NCBI's taxonomy places the organism in Eukaryota, Fungi, Ascomycota, Eurotiomycetes, Eurotiales, Trichocomaceae. Bases 1 to 669 code for a protein of 222 amino acids. The record is from RefSeq and is a predicted model, not a curated record.
AUGCCCCCAAUACGCCGCUACCUCCGCAUCAGCAAAUACUCUGUGCUCGAAUGCCGCGUCUACCUCGACAACCCAUCCGACACACGAUGGCUCCUAGACACCCGCAAUACCAAUAAUAUCUCCAUGCUACGCCGGAUUUUCGAUACCAUCAAACCGCUUGUCCUGCCCAAACUGAGGGAGGAGAAUGAACGUGCGCUAGCGAAAAAGAAGAGUAAUCCUGUCAAGGAUGUUUUGGUAGAGGAUGAUUUUGAGGUUGCGAUAUUCCUACGCGAGUCUGGAACCCGUCAUUCCCUGCUUACGAAGCAAAAGGUGUUUGGGAAGCAGGGCAGGAUUAAGAGUAACUCGAAUAAACUUACGGGGACGACUGAUUCUGCUGGAAUAUUGAUUGAGAGUGACGAUGAGGAAAAUAUGACUAAUGUACCCGAGGCAACUGAAGAUACAGAAGGCAUUGAGGGUAUAGAGGAUGAAGGAGGAGAGAAAAAGCUUCGAUUCGAGACGAGUUAUGAGGGAUUUACUAUCUGGGGCUGGGUCCUUUGUUUGCUUGUGACGCGCAGGGGACGUGGGAAUAGGCCUCGCAUGGGGGAGACUGCUGCUGCUGCUACUUCUGGGCAGGCGCUGAUGGAGGAAUGGAUAGGUACGCAGAUACAGCCUGCGCUUGAUGAAGAUUGA